This is a messenger RNA of Daktulosphaira vitifoliae (grape phylloxera), 1154 nucleotides long. RefSeq lists its product as uncharacterized. The coding region runs from base 175 to 897 and encodes 240 amino acids. Lineage: Eukaryota; Metazoa; Arthropoda; Insecta; Hemiptera; Phylloxeridae. The record is from RefSeq and is a predicted model, not a curated record. The transcript is spliced from 6 exons.
AAAAACAGUUGCUUGUAAACACAUAUAAACUUAAGUUAAAUAAUAAGUUAUUAUUAUUAUAUAAAUUAAAUGACGUUAAAAAUAAUAAGUAAUAAUUUUUCAUUUUAGUAAAGCAAUACAUUAUAUAUUUAUUAUUAUAGCAAAAUAUAAUUGAUAUUAUUAUAAAGUCAGAAGAUGAUUAAAUUUAUAUUUUAUUUUGCUAGUGUUUUGUUGAGUUUAAUUGGACAAUCACAAAUCAAAGGAUGCUUUCAUUUUAAAAGCUUUAAAAAAAUUAAACCUAUAUAUCAGUCACCAAAAGAUGAUACAAUAUACAAGAAUCCAGUGAAUAUAUCAAAUGAUUUGUGUCACUUGUGCUAUAUGGAAAACAACACAGUUACUUUAUGUCCAUGUCAUCACAUUAUAGGAAACUAUUGCGCAAAUAAAUUGUUUAAAGGACCAAACAUUUGUCCUCUAUGUACCCAAGAGAUAGAGUAUUAUAAAGAUAUAGUUCAUUUGACAAAUUUUCAAUUUGAAAGUCGCAGCCCGUACCGAUUCCGUGUUCUUACUGAAACAGAGUUGUAUAGUUUAAAGUCUAGUAUUAAGAAUGGCAUGACUGACGAAGAAUUUAUGGCCCGUUUUUGGUACCUUCGACGCUGCCAAGAACCUGAUGAAGAUCUGCUGUGGAGCAUUAAUUUAAGCUUGAUAACUCGCGAUGAUCGUAAGAAAAUCGCAAUUUUAAAAAAGGAACUUUUGUCUAACAUAUCUUCCGAAAUAUUUGUGUAUAAAGACAAUUUUAGAAAAAAUUUAAAUGACGAAGAAUAUUAUACAGUAUCUUCAUUUUAUAGAAGAUUCCAAAAAUUGUAUAGAGGAUACGAACUUGAAAUACGAAAGACAUACCUUGAUUUCAUGUUUACGUAAUUAUUUAUAGAUUUAUAACAUUAGUUUUCAUGUAAAACAUUAUUAAAACAAUUUUUAAAUUAUGUGGUUAAAUACUAAUAGUUAUUUUACUAAUUAAUAAACGUUUGGAAGGCGAAUUAAAAAAACAAUAAAACAAUUUAUUUUGUAAAAGUAACAAUAAAUAACGUUGAUUAUCUGUAUUUAUCAAGCAUGUUCAGUGUACUAAUUUUUUAAGAAUCUUAAUGAAAAAGUCAAUGUAUUAAUAAUAUUUUUAGGUA